AUGGCAAAUGGCUUGGCUCUAUCCACUGCUAGAGGUGGAGAAGUUUUCGUGGGAAGUGAAAUAAGGGAUUCUCUCUCACUGUUGGAUGUUCUCUACGCAAAUCAGUUCGAAGGAGAGUCUAUAGAUCCAGAAGAUGUUGAGCAGACAGAGGAGACCUUUUACAGAGGUGCCCCUCCCGAAUGGUUAAACUUUCACAUUAGCGAAAAGGCUGAGUCAAAUGGCACUGGAACUUCUUUUAUCAAACGUGAGGGAUACGAUACACUCAGACAACAAAUUCAGAACAAAAGAAGACUCCCAGGAAUAUCAACCGUGAAACUCUUCCACCAACCAGGAUGUGGAGGAACCACACUGGCCAUGCAGGUGUUGUGGGACUUGAGGAAGACCUUCAGGUGUGCUGUUUUAAGAGGCUCAACCUCAGACAUCACAAAUGUUGCAACAGAGGUGGUCCAUCUUUUCACAGCAGGCAGUCAAGGCUACCAGAACACUGUGCUGCUCCUACUGAAUGAUGAGCAUAUUCCAGAAAAUCUCCAAAACAGCAUAGUGGAAAAGAUAACUGAGCAGAACAUAGUUACCCGUAUGCCUGUGGUCAUUUUCCUCACGUGUGUGAGAAAAAAUGCAGUUCUACAGAGUGACCAUGUUGUCCUACGAAAAGUACUUUCUGACACAGAGAAACAAAAGUUCAAUGAAAAAAAGGAAGAGCUGAGCAGAAGGUACAGGGAUAAAUGCGGACAGUUUCAUGGCUUUAACAUAAUGCAAACUGAUUUCUCUCAAGCGUACGUUGAUCAAGCAUGCACAGUAUUCAGUACAGUCCAAAGAUCAAAUAAACCACUGAAGACCCAGCUUGCUACCUUCCUGUCCCUGCUGAAUGCCUAUGUACCAGGCUCAUAUCUCCUCGAGUCUCAGUGCCUGGACUUCCUCCAACAUGAAGACUCCAUCCAUGGACACCUUUCACUGGAGGACAGAAUGAAACCCUUUAGUCAUCUCAUCAUCACUUUCCAACAUGAUGCAAGAUCUGGAAAAAAAGUCCGUAUGGCUCAUCCAAUGAUUGCACAACGUUGUACUGAACUGAUGGGUGACGCAGGUGUGACCAGAAGCGACACAGCAAGAAACUUCAUGAACUGUCUGUGCAGAGACGAAGUUUCUCCAUGUUUGCUUGGUUUCGUCAAAGAAAUGCUGACCAAGAGAGAGAUUAAAGUAGAAGAGAACCCAGUCAAAGGUAAUGAGGUUAAAGAGGACCAAGAAAGGUUUUCAAGACUGAUUCUUGAUAUUCAAAGGAAAGAGUGCAAAGCCCAGUGUGCAUCAGUUUUGAAGGUCGCAUUGAAGAUAUUUACACAAAAUCCUUUUUUCCCGCAAGCACUUGCUCGUUUCUAUUACAUUGAAAUAAAAGACUACAAUAAGGCAGAAAGAUGGGCAAUAGAAGCUAAGGAAAGAGAUCCCAAAAAUUCAUUUGUUGCUGAUACUCUGGGCCAAGUCUACAAGAACCAACUGAAGACCAACGAGUUUUCUACCAAGCCGCGAGAAAUUUUGAAACUUGCCAAAAAGGCCAUUGAAGCCUUCAAAGAUGAAGAACGACUUGCUGAAAAUGAAUAUGGUGCAGACAUGGCAGAAGAUGGCAAUACCAGAGUCUCAAAUAUUUUUAACAUCUUUGGGCAGUUUGGUUACCUGCAGGUUUGCAACCUGAUGUAUGACCAACUUGUUUCUCAGAACGAAACCUGGAAAAGAGUUCUCACAAACAAUGUGUCCAUGGACUCAGUCCUUGGAUUGUUAGGAGACAAAAAACUUUACAGAUUUAAUGGUCUCGUAAGCAGCCUCAGAGACGAAGUCGAGAAAAAAUGUGAAUUUUUUGACAAAUAUCUGACUUACUCAAAGCCUGACAUGAGGAAAGAUGAUGCCCCAUACAUUUCAAGGGACACCUCAGAGUGCUUCAAGAAGUAUGUUGGAGACUCAACACCCAAACACUUGAAAGAAAAAUGGGAUGAUCUCUUCCAGAGACUUAAAGAAAAAUUGUCGGUUACCUCUGCUGGAGUACUUUCAUGUCUCGACAGAAAAUACACUGAAUCAGACCUUCAAGAAAUAACUACAUGGUGGAAAGAAAUCUAUUCAAGCAAAGAUACACAAACAUCUCUUACCAACUACGUACUUGCUCAAAUCAUGUUAAAUAAUUUGGGAGAGAUAUUUUCCUCUGAUGUCAAGUCUCCUACUGAAUUUGGACAAAUAACACCCCCAAGUCCUCAAAAUGCACCUGAGCUCAACAUGUUAGCCCUCCUCUUGAAGUGGCCUAUAGACAGCGAAGACAAAUGUGUCUUUGACCUCAGUCAAUCAAUUCAGCAUAUGUACAGUUCUUAUGAACACACAUAUAAAACACAAUUUCGAUCAAGGUAUCUUCGCCCCCUGUUUUUCAUCGGAAAAGGUCAGAAUCUGGACAGAAUUGUUCACAGACGGGUCCUUGAGAACUUGUUUCCAGCACAAAAAGAAGCUGCUGUCGUACAAGAUGUGCAAGACUUGAACGUCUACUGGGGCAGUGAGAAGAUUUUCCAAGAUCCCAUGAUCCAAAAACGCCUUCUCCAAAUUGAAGGACGGGUACGAAACUACAGACUGUACGCAAUUUUUGGAAGCAAAGAGAUCGAGGUGAAAGCCAAUCUGCAAAACAGCCUCUGGAAACCACGUCAAGUUACCUUCUACCUAGGAUUUACCAUCAGAGGUCCUGUAGCCUUUGGUAUCCAGACAAAAAUUGCAGAAACAGGGCUGAAACAGGACACCCGUGACUGGACUGAACUUAAACCUGAAGUCAACAGAGUGGGUGAUGUCCAAACCUAUAGCCUACGUUCUGGGGCAGGUCACUAUAAAUGCAGUGUUUCUGCAGUGCGCUGGUUUUGUAAGGGGAGUGUCAGCUUCAAAUACCAGUUUACCUCUUGGGAUAAACACAUGGAGGAGCCUUCAUGCGUGGAUUACAUACCAGCAGGACCCCUACUGGACAUCAAAGUCACAGCUGGAAAGCUAGAAGAGGUGCAUCUCCCACACUGGAUAUGUACAGAUGACAUCCCCACAAUUAUGGACAAUUUUAGAGUUCUGCAUGUGGAUACCAGCGGACAUUGUGUGGAAGAAGUGUCUGAAGUGACAUCAUCCCAUGUCAAGAUACUUCAGCCCGUUUUCUCUCCAAGAGGGGCCAUGAUCAGGAAGAAACUGGGCUUCCCAGUGAAAGUUUUCUAUGACAUGUUAAUAUUCAAGACAAACAAAGCAUCCCUCACCCUGCAUGUUUACCUGCUGCCACCUGAUCCAGACGUACAACAGGUUAUUUGUUUUUGUCACAGUAAUAAUAGGAACCAUUACAAAAUGUAG
This is a messenger RNA of Scomber japonicus (chub mackerel), 3339 nucleotides long. Its product is annotated as sterile alpha motif domain-containing protein 9-like. NCBI's taxonomy places the organism in Eukaryota, Metazoa, Chordata, Actinopteri, Scombriformes, Scombridae. Bases 1 to 3339 code for a protein of 1112 amino acids. The record is from RefSeq and is a predicted model, not a curated record. Gene Ontology annotation, cellular component: cytoplasm. Gene Ontology annotation, molecular function: protein binding. The transcript has 4 exons.